Molecule: messenger RNA, 1703 nt
Organism: Beta vulgaris subsp. vulgaris (sugar beet)
Lineage: Eukaryota; Viridiplantae; Streptophyta; Magnoliopsida; Caryophyllales; Amaranthaceae
Exons: 4
Coding region: 1-1491 (496 amino acids)
Source: RefSeq, a predicted model, not a curated record
AUGGAUGUGAAGGGUCAAACUUCAGACACCCUUAGUGCAAGAAAGGAUAUGGCACGUGUUUGCAAACGCCGGGAACUGGAGCUUGUUGAUGAUGGUAUGGGGAAUUUGGCCAAGCCUAAAGCACCUUACACACUCGACAAGGCUCAGAAAAAGGUAUUUUGUGAGUGGGUACGUGACUUGAAGUUUCCAGAUGGCUUUGCAUCGAACUUGAGUAGAUGCGUGGAUCUUAGUUGUAGUAAAUUGCAAGGAUUGAAGAGCCAUGACUGUCAUGUAUUCAUGGAGAGGCUGUUGCCGGUUGGUCUAAAAGAAUUGCUUCCUUUGCAUGUUUGGAAGGCGAUAACCGAAAUAAGUCAAUUCUUUCGAGACUUGUUGCUUAACCACUUAAAACGUAAAGUGGGAAACAAAGCACGUGUUGAAGGUUCAAUAUGCAAUGCCUACGUAACUGAGGAGAUAGCGAACUUCUGCUCCAACUACUUUCAGCCCGGGGUUGACACAAAAUCAAGGGACUUAGGAAGAAAUGUCAAUCCUGAUGUCGCUAGCACACAUGGUCUUGGUGUCCCCGAGUUGUUCAGGGAAGACUGCGGUCGACCGGGAACAGAUGGACGUUUGCGAUGGUUGCAAGACAAGGAGUACGAUCGAGCACAUCUUUACGUACUUGCAAACAGUGGCAUCUUAAGUGAUUAUGAAAGGCGAUUCGAGGAUUAUAUUGUCAAUUCAAGACCGAACAUUGCUAAGGAUGAUGUGUGGAGCAAAUGCGAAGCCGAGUUCCCUAGUUGGUUCAAGACAAAUGUCCUUGGUGCCAUGACAAGUGACGAUGUCACUCGAGCUCUUGCUAUGGGUCCUUCCAGACAAGUGAGAACGUGGAAUCAGUUCUUUGUGAAUGGAUAUAACUUUCAUACACAGGAAUAUGGCAAGAAUAAGUCAACUAUGAACUAUGGUGUAUGUGUACAAGCUGCUGAUAGAGCUGAUUACUUUGGCAUUUUGGAGGAGGUUAUUGAACUGGUGUACCAUGGUAAUUUGGCUGUUUAUAAGACAAUUUUGUUCAAGUGCAAUUGGAUGGACUCGGACAAGGGUAUGAACAUUCAUGAACAGUACAAACUUGUGGAAGUCAAUCACACCAAGAAAUACCCAAAAUAUGAUCCGUUUGUAUUGUCGUACCAAGUUAGCCAAGUAUACUACGCGCCGUAUCCCAGUCUUAGGAGGGAUAAAAUGCAAUGGUGGGCUGUGUUUAAAACGAAGGCAAGGUCCGAAGUUGAUGCCCCGGUUGAUUUGGAUGUUCUCCAGGAGGAAAGAGUUGAUACCGCUGCAGUUCUUUGUGCUCCGGAUGAGAUACCAGAUUAUGAUGCUGGUGACGACAACAAUAAUGAUGAGAUCAUGGAAUUUGAGGCGCCGAAUGAACAAGGAGAACCAAGUGAUUAUGAAAGCAGCGACGAGACUGGUGAUUUGACUGACGAUGAUGAUGACGAGGAUGAUUUGUUUGAUGACGUUUAGUGUAUUUUGUUACCUUAUGUAGUUUGCUUUUGUUGUAAGACAAUAUGUUUGUCAUUUUAUCGCUAGUGCAGACCUCUAUGUGUAAGACAUAUUAUUUAUUUUUAUUAUAUGUGUUUUAGUCAUUUAAUAUGUUUUUAAUUUGAAGCUUUUUCCAAAUUGAUUAAUUAUGUGAUUUUCAAUAUUUUGUACUACGGUUUUAUAAUUUGUUUAUG